Molecule: messenger RNA, 3659 nt
Organism: Mya arenaria
Lineage: Eukaryota; Metazoa; Mollusca; Bivalvia; Myida; Myidae
Exons: 13
Coding region: 164-2797 (877 amino acids)
Source: RefSeq, a predicted model, not a curated record
GUGAUGUUGGAUUGGAAUUAGUAUUAAAGUGCAAAGGCCGUCUUUGAUGAACGUAUUUACGCUGUUGACGAUAUUUUCAUCCCUACGUUCCGCUUAAUACCGAUGUCAUUUGGUAGCACACGGGAUAUCAAUCAAGAACAGACAAAAGAGGAAACAGAAGAAAAUGGCACUGAUUAAACGCUUGCCAACAUUUUUCAAAGCCUCCUCGGCAUGCAUCGUCAUAAUUUUGGCUGGCAUGAGUGAAUUAGUGGCAGCUUCUUCAAGUUCAGCACUUCCACAAGCAAACCAAUCAAGUACUAAACCAAACACAACAAAAAAUGUGACAACCUACAGCAAUCCUUCUUUAUCAAUGUUUACAUCAACCGCGGCCUCUUCUGAUUCAACAACAGUCACGUCUAUGUCAAACUCUAAUGCGGAGUCUCCUGAUCUAACAACAGUCACGUCUACGUCGAACGUUAACGUGGCCUCAUCUGAUUCAACAACAGUCACGUCUACAUCAAACUCUAACGCGGCGUCCCCUGAUUCAACAACAGUCACGUCUACGUCGAACGUGAACACGGCCUCUUCUGAUCCAAUAACAGUCCCGUCUCCGUUAAAUGAAAGCUCGGUCUCUACUGAUUCAAUAACAGUCACGUCAAUGUCGAACGUGAACACGGCCUCUUCUGAUCCAAUAACAGUCACGUCUCCGUCAAAUGAAAGCUCGGUCUCUACUGAUUCAACAACAGUCACGUCUAUGUCAAACUCUAACGCGGAGUCUCCUGAUCUAACAACAGUCACGUCUACGUCGAACGUUAACGUGGCCUCUUCUGAUUCAACAACAGUCCCGUCUACGUCGAACGUGAACACGGCCUCUUCUGAUUCAACAACAGUCACGUCUCCGUCAAAUGAAAGCUCGGUCUUUACUGAUUCAACAACAGUCACGUCAAUGUCGAACGUGAAUGCGGCCUCUUCUGAUUCAACAACAGUCACGUCUACGUCAAACGAAAGCUCGGUCUCUACUGAUUCAACAACAGUCACGUCAAUGUCGAACGUGAAUGCGGCCUCUUCUGAUUCAACAACAGUCACGUCUACGUCAACCGAAAGCUUGGUCUCUACUGAUUCAACAACAGUCACUUUUACCUCAAAUUUAAACACAGCAUCUUCUGAUUCAACAACUGUCACGUCUACGUCAAACAAAAACGCGGUCUCUUCUGAUGUAACAACAGUCACGCCUACGUCUGACUCAAACGCGUCCUCGUAUGAUUUAACAACAGCCACGUCUGAAUCUAGCUCAAACGUGGCCUCGACUGAUUUUUCAGGAGCCCCGUCUACGUCUUACCCAAACGCGGUCGCUUCUCAUUUAACAACAGUCGGGUCUACGACUAGCCAAAACACGGCCUCAUCUGGUUUGAAUACAGUAACGUCUACAUCUAACCCAACCACGGCCUCCUCUAGUUUAACAACAGGCAUGUCUACGUCUGUCUCAAACGUGUCUUCGUUUGAUUUAACAACAUUCAAAUCUACUCGUGGCUUAAACUCGGCCUCUUCUGACUUGUCACGAAGCUCAAACGCAGCUUCUUCUGAAAUAACAACAGUCACGUCUAUGUCUAGCUCAACAAAGGACAAGCCUACACCAACAAACAAACCAGCUAUACGAGUUACGACGAAAUCUUCCAAGCCUGACGUAUACUUGAAGAUAAACAUCAACUUAGAUGCAGUACAACAGUCGAUAUCGUUAUCCGUGAAGAUAAAUUUAAACUUCUCGACAGACCUUGCAAUCAAGACAAGUGCAUUGUAUAAAGAUUACGAGAGCAAUUUCAACAAAACGCUUUGGGAGAAGUUCAAUCAUAUCGACGGCUUUAAAGGCAUUGUGAUACUCGGAUUUGAAGAAGGAUCCAUAAGAUGCAAAUACAGGCUCCUUUUAAGGGGAAACACAUCUAUCGAGCAAGUAAAGGAUGACAUUAUCAACACAACAAAAGUUAUAAAAAUUACAGUACAAAACUAUACAUAUGGAGCAGAUCCAGAAGAAAAUGACGCAAAUAUUGCGAGCAUUUUCCAAGUAAUUGAUCUCCAAAAUAGUGGUUCGUGUGAGAAUAUUGACUAUAACUGUCCACUAGAGUCCGAGUGUUCGAAAGAUAAAGAUAAUCUUGUUUGUGUCCACUUUUGUGACGCAUCUGGCAAACGGGAUUGUCAAAACGAGGGUGAAUGCUACUACGACCAACGUUUUAAUGACACAGCAUGCAGAUGCAAGGACAUAGAUAACCACUUUUACAGUGGUUCAUUAUGUGAAAUAGAGCAGGAGAAGCUUGCCCUUCCCGCCAAAUACAUUGCAGCAAUAGCCGCGUCAUGUGGGGCUGUUGUCAUCAUAGUGGCAAUAGUGAUUAUUGUUUGCAUUGUCAAGAGGACUAAGAAAAAAAGAAAUGACAGGCCUUACACAAUCGGAAUGACCGACUUUCGAACUCGCCCAUCCAAGAAGGAAGACUAUACCUACUUAGACAACAGAGAGUUGUCCUCAAACCCUUACCACUUUGCAACAAACUACGGGUACGAGAGAGAGGAUUUACCGGAGACCCGGAUGGUUGAGGGAAGGGAGCAUAAGGUUACGAAGGAUGAGAAAGGACAGGAGCUAUACAUCUACCAGCCUAGUGGUCAGCCAGAUAGGCCCAACGGUCACCAAAGGUCGCACUCUUGGUAUUCCUCUGCAUCAUCCGUUGACCUUCACAGGGGUAAGAAUGGAUCAACGUACGAUUACAUUGAUACAAGCAUAAAGUUCGAAAUUCAACGACCAAACAUUCGUCAAAAUAACUUCAAGAUUUAAACCUUGAGAACAUGGUGAAACUCAAAAGUGUUGCAUUGGGCAUGUUCCCGUACUUUUCAUUGUUUCUUUUACCAGCAUAUUUUUAGAAACAUUUACCAGAGUUCAUGGAUAAUGAGUAAUCAUCAUGUAUCGCAAUGCAAAAGAAUGUAUAUUAUUCAUUUUUAAAACGAACUAAAACUAGAACGUGUUGAAACGUGUGUGCGUAUGCGUGUGUGUGUUAAUUGCAUUUGAAAACACCAAUGACCUAAAACUAACUCCUAAUCCUUUUUCUUUUACAAAUGUAUUUACAAUUUUAGAUCUUCAAACAGUUUGGAUGUUCACAGUGACAAAACCAUACAACAAUAAUAUACCAUUAGUUUAGAAAAAUAAAUAGUUUGCGCUGAAAAACAUUUUCUAGACCACUAUUCUGAAAUCAGAGUCAGCUUUAACACAUGUACGGGUGGUGUCUUAUUUUCGCACACAAGAUACCUUUCGCAAGGUACAGUUUGUGUAACCUAUGUUACUUCCAUAUACACCUGCAUAUAUUUAUUUCAUACUAAAUACAAAAAGAGAGUACCAAAAUUUACAUGUAAAUAAUGAGUGUUACUCAAAUGUAUAAAUACCCACAACAAACAUGAUUUCCUUGUUAAUAAACCCUAUAAUUAAUUUGUUAAUUAUUGAUAUAAUGGAUGAAAGUUCUAUAUGCAAGUCCAAUCACAAAUGCAUUACCUUAUACUACAAAUAACGACUCUCAUGUUAAGAGGCACCAGGUUAAGACACACCAUAUCCAACGAAAAACAAACUGCGUUACAAAUCAACACAUAGAGACUACACAUGCAUCAACAUAUCUUUAUUAAACAUGAUGGUAUUACUGCCUUUGAGA